Messenger RNA from Oncorhynchus gorbuscha (pink salmon), 3110 nucleotides. RefSeq lists its product as uncharacterized. Gene Ontology annotation, biological process: positive regulation of mast cell activation; proteolysis; phagocytosis, engulfment. Lineage: Eukaryota; Metazoa; Chordata; Actinopteri; Salmoniformes; Salmonidae. The record is from RefSeq and is a predicted model, not a curated record. The transcript has 8 exons. Gene Ontology annotation, cellular component: cell surface; extracellular region. Bases 51 to 920 code for a protein of 289 amino acids. Gene Ontology annotation, molecular function: phosphatidylserine binding; protein binding; virus receptor activity.
ACUGUAGACAGCCACCUGUUCAUACCUGUCUGCCUCUAUAGGGGGGCCAAAUGGAGCGUUGGAGGUUGAGCUUACAGGCCAGCAUGUUUCAGUUCAUGCUGUUCACUACUCUUCUGCUGGAUUUAUCCGCAGUGUCCAACACAGCUGUUCUAGUACGGGAUGGAUCCUCUGUGACUUUGCUCUGCAAAAACCCUAGCAUGAGUAAUGCUUGCUGGAGCAGAACAUGUAAUGGGUUUUGGUGCGUUGAACCAAUAGUGGAGGUAUCAGGACCUGACAUUUUUGGCCCGACACACCCUGACAAAUAUAGUCUCAGAGGAGACCUGAGCAUUGGAGAGCUAGACCUCACCCUUUCAAAUGUGAAGCCAGCAGACGAUGGGACCUACUGCUGCAUGACCAGUGCAUCACCAAACUCAAUGACCUACCAUCUGAAAAUAGUUAAUGGUUGUGUGAGGGAGCUCCUGGAAGAUGUUUGUUUCAUUUAUAAUGACAUUAAGCACUUUGCAAGCCCAAAUGCAAACCAAUGUCAACAGAGCUGCACCCAACUUGAUGCCUGUCAGUAUUUCACAUAUAUUCACAGUCGACAGGAGUGCUAUCUGAAGGGCUCAGCUGGUGGCAGGGCAAUGAAUGUGAUACACUUAGAAGACAGAGUUUCAGGCUACACCCUUAAAGACUGCAAGGAAAAAGGAAAGAAAACUGUAAGCAUGGUGAAGAUGUUUCUGAAAGUACCUCUGGGAGUUGACCUCAAUGACCCUCUGGUGAAAGAGCAAAUUCUCACACAGAUACAGGCAGAGAUCGCCCAGACAGAUGGAGGUGCAUCUGUGCGAUGGAAGGAGCAGUCGGAUGGAAAAGUCUUCCAAAAGAAAGAGCAAGAGGAGAGAAAGAAAGAACGACAGUGUGUAAAGAAGUCACAGGAAUGCUGAGUGAGACUCCUACAGGGGACAAAGUGGACUUCAUUUAUUUGAAAGAGAAAUUAAAUUGUUGACAAAGACUUUCUUCUAAUUGUUCUGCUUUAUCUGAAAUGUUAACUCAUGUUCAAAGAGUUGUAGUAGGCACAACAGGGUAUGCUGAUUUGUUGAUCAUAAUCUGUUCAUCAAAGUUGAAGCCUUCAUUCUUUUCAUGCUUUAUUUAACCAUGAUCAGUCACUUUGAGAUCUCUUUUUCAAGUGAGCCCCGGGAUUAAUGUAGCAAUGUGUAACAAAGCUAAAUAUCCCGAUUCAAUCAAAGCUACAAACCAGGCUUCUAGGGGAGGAGAACAACAACCUAUUUACUGUAUGAUGAGAAACAAUGAUUGAUUUAAUAUGCAAUAAGUACAACUUUUUAUUUCACUUUAAACACAGAGCUUUGAAUGUGUGAAUUCAAGUAUGUUUACAGGGCAAAACAAGGGUGUCUGAACCUUAUUGAGUAUGGGCUAAGUGUGUGCUAAACAAAUGUUCUAAAGAUAAUUAUAUUUGAAAACGCAUACAAUAUCAACAUUCCAGACUAAGUUAUGUCAAACUAUUUAAACUGUUCACAUUAGAUAUGCAUAAUUGUCGCAGUGCAACAAAUAACUUCCACAUGGUAUUUUCUCUUCACCGAAAACAUGGUGACUCUGACCAUGUUGACCUUAUAGACCAUAACUGGUCAAGUGUUGUUAUUUUAGUAAGUUAAAGAUAAGUUUCAGUAUAGUUUUGUUUGUCAAACCUUGCCUUGUUAAUUGUUUUAUUUCAGUUUACGAAAUAGUUUUUUCAUGAUUCGUUUUCGUGUUAGUUUGCUGUAAUAAUCUUCUUCCACACAGCUUUGAUCAUCAUGCAGCUCGCUCGGGCCGAGUAUGGGGCAGGUCCUUUCCAGGUCUCCCAGUGGAGGCCGGAGGCCCAGCCGAUGUGUUCGCCGGUGGGGUGCCAGUCUCCGUUCAGGCUGGCAGAGCCACAGCAACUGUACCACCACCCUCCUCCUCCCUCCGAGAAGCUGCACGUGUUCUCGGAGAUGUCUCCAAAGAUGCAGGGUGAGCAGCCGUCAUUGUCCUUGUCGGUUGUGCUGAAGCCAAAGCCAUUCUGGUCAAUGCCGGGAUAUUUCCCAUGAAUGGCGUCAAGGAGUGAUGCAGAGAGAAGAGACAGGGAGAGAUGCAGAGAGAAUACUUCAGUUCUAAUUCACUCUUGAUUAUAUUGACUGCCAAAGGACCAUUUAAGACACCAUUUAAGAAUAUCAACCCAGAAUACAUAUCAUAUGACAUAUGUGAUGUGUAAUGGUCCCAUUGCUGCCACCAAAUGUGAAAUAACUAUAACACUGAAGUACAUAAUAUGACCACCGUUACCUGCAUUGCCCCUGUAGGCUCCAACGUUCAGCUUGUAGCUCUCCUCCUCCGUGCCCAGACGGAAGUCACUGUACUCAGCGAAGGCAGUGCCCCCUUCAAAGUCCACAGAUCAACCCGCAUGGUCGAUCUCAGCCCCCAACCCCCCUUGGUUAGAGCAAACACCUUACUCAGACCCAGCCAGUGGUCCUCUAGGAAACAACAGCAAAGAGAACUGAAUUGAGAAGUGAAAAAUGUACUUAACAUAAAUCCACUGCAGCAUGCGGAACCCUCUAUGAUAGGUUGACUUAGAAGUAAACACGAGCAUUACAAACAAAUGCAUUUCAAUGUUUUCAGUAUCAGUUGCUGGUGGAAUGUGAGGUGCUCAGAGGGACCAUUCCUUACUCUGUAGAUUUCCAAAGCCUUAUUCGUACUUGGCCCACUUCCUGUUGAAAAGAACCUCUGCCACAGAGCGCCUCUGAAAGACUGUCCAGCCUCCGUCCGCAAGCAUUUCACAAAACACCUGUACACAAUAUCAAUGUACUUUUGAAUCAACAAUGUUUUUGACAAGUUGUUUGUUGUGAACAAAACGGUCCAAGAAUGGAACCCUGUGGAACUCCAUUACCUCGUGCAAGCCUGGCAACACCUUCAACAUUCUAUAGCUAAGCUUUUACCGCCCCUUUGUUGUUGUGUAACCAAAUUACAAUAGUAGAUAUUAGUGAUGCACCAAUAUGAUAUCUUUGGCUGAUACCGAUAUUUUCCUUGCCAAAAGAAAUUAUACCGAUAACCAAUAUUUAAAAUUUUAGCGGCCUUUUAAGCAUUAUGUCAGGAUUUGGCCAGGGUUG